Molecule: messenger RNA, 951 nt
Organism: Clarias gariepinus (North African catfish)
Lineage: Eukaryota; Metazoa; Chordata; Actinopteri; Siluriformes; Clariidae
Gene: cbln20
Product: cerebellin 20
Exons: 4
Coding region: 11-691 (226 amino acids)
Molecular function (GO): protein binding
Source: RefSeq, a predicted model, not a curated record
AAACAGCAGAAUGAGAGGACUUGUGUUCUUGUGCCUGUUUGGAUGUUCAUUUGGAACCAAUGAUUUAUUCUCUUGGAAUGGACCUGGAGAACCGAGUCAGCCUGAACCCGUCGUUGACAACGUUUGUCUCACUGACUCUGACUCCUGUAACUGCUGCCUGAUGCAAAAGCAGAUGAUGAGAAUGGAGAGGUACUUCAACAUGAGCAUGAUCGAGAUGCGCAAGGGUCUGGAGAGGGCUCAGGCUUCUCUGAACUUUGUACGCUCCAGCCGGAGUGCCUUUUCAGUGGCACUGACUGACACAUCUCGAUGCCAAAUGUCCAGCCGAGAUGAUAUGGUUGUGAAAUACCAGGUUAUUUUCAUUAACUUAGACAAUGCCUACAAUAUUAGCACAGGCGUCUUUACAGUCCCACGCUCAGGGGUCUAUGUGCUGGCCCUUACAGCAUACAGUGACGCAGGUGCCCCUGGUGCCCUAUUGGCUGCCAGUGUUCGUCUGCGUAAAAAUGGUCUAGUGAUUGCAGCACUCAGCGAGUACAACAUGCAGGACCAGGAAGACAGUGCCACCAUUGUCCUGGCAAUAAAGAUGCAAGCAGGGGACACAGUGGAUGUAACUCUCCCUGCUGGCUGCUUCUUGUGUGAUGGCAACAGUCAUUACAACACCUUCAGUGGCUUUUUGCUUUAUGCUACAGAAUAAUAAUAAUAAUAAUAAUAAUAAGAAGAAGUAUAACAAUAAAAGAACACUAAUGCCAUGUUUUGUUUAGAUCUUUCAAAAUUAGGGCCAUGUAUCCAUCGGCUCUCAUAUCAAAUUCCUGAUCUGAAAAUCUGUUGGAUUCCCAAUUCAUAAAUAAGCUCCAGAUUCAUCAUGGCUGCUACAGGUUUAUUUCAUACUGCGUAAAAUGAGCAUUCAAAAGUUUCUUCUUCUUUUAUUUUGUCUAAGCUUUAAAACUUAAGUAA